This is a messenger RNA of Xenopus tropicalis (tropical clawed frog), 4119 nucleotides long. RefSeq names its product ankyrin repeat domain 13C (gene ankrd13c). The record is from RefSeq and is marked provisional. NCBI's taxonomy places the organism in Eukaryota, Metazoa, Chordata, Amphibia, Anura, Pipidae. Gene Ontology annotation, cellular component: endoplasmic reticulum membrane.
CUCUCGCGAGAGGUGCAGUCAGGUUCCCGUUUUGGAAAGACAAUCUCGCGAGAUUUUGACUGUAAGAUGGCUCUAGGGUUGUCUUGCUGAGUGGAAGCACGGAGGUAUGUACAGGGUGGUCGCUCCAGUCCCAGGUGUCAGCCCUCUGCACGCCUGCUAUUGGAUCCACCGGGGCUUAAACGAAGCCGUAUGUUCUGGCUGAGCCGGCCGCUCCGGUUUGUGCCCGAGGGGACCUCUGCGCUCUUCUGAAUCCUUUGCUCGUCUUUCAAGCCCAGUCCGCAAUAAGCUACCCGGCAGGGCUCCGCUGGCGAUGACAGGAGAGAAGAUCCGUUCUCUCCACAGGGACCAGAAGCCCAGCAAGGAUGAGGAUCUACUGGAACCCGACGAAGAGGCUACGGCCGGAGGGACCUUCACCCGGACGGGCAAAUUGAAAAACAGCAAGAUGUUCAGUAAUCACAAAGUGAUCCGGUCCCCUUCCAACCCAGCCCUGCUCCAGAACCACCACCAGCAAAUCAGCCCCAUCACUCCCGGGGAAAGUAAGACGGACGCGUACUUCCCGGUGCAUGAAUGCGUCUUUAAGGGGGACAUCCGCAGGCUCUCAUCCCUCAUCAGAAGCCACAGCAUCGGCCAGAAGGACAACCACGGUAAUACACCGUUACACCUUGCUGUGAUGUUGGGCAACAAAGAAUGUGCCCACCUUCUUCUCGCUCACAAUGCUCCAGUAAAAGUCAAAAAUGCUCAGGGUUGGAGCCCUCUGGCAGAGGCCAUCAGCUACGGAGACAGACAGAUGAUUACAGCAUUACUACGAAAGCUAAAGCAGCAGUCCAGAGAAAGUGUUGAAGAGAAGAGACCCCGUCUUCUAAAGGCCCUAAAGGAGUUAGGAGACUUUUACUUAGAACUUCACUGGGAUUUUCAAAGUUGGGUGCCUUUACUUUCCCGAAUCCUGCCUUCUGAUGCAUGCAAGAUCUAUAAACAAGGUAUAAAUAUCAGGCUUGACACUACUCUUAUAGACUUCACAGACAUGAAGUGCCAACGAGGGGAUCUAAGCUUCAUUUUUAAUGGAGAUGCUGCACCCUCAGAAUCAUUUGUAGUUUUAGACAAUGAACAAAAAGUUUACCAGCGAAUACACCAUGAGGAAUCAGAAAUGGAAACUGAAGAGGAAGUGGACAUUUUAAUGAGCAGUGAUAUUUAUUCAGCCACCUUGUCUACAAAAUCCAUUAGUUUUACACGUGCGCAGACUGGAUGGCUUUUCAGAGAGGAUAAAACGGAGCGAGUAGGAAAUUUCCUAGCAGAUUUUCAUUUAGUUAAUGGGCUGAUAUUGGAAUCCCGGAAAAGAAGAGAACAUCUCACUGAAGAGGACAUUCUCAGAAAUAAAGCCAUUAUGGAAAGUUUGAGUAAAGGAGGAAAUUUGAUGGAACAAAAUUUUGAGCCGGUGCGGAGACAGUCACUGACGCCACCGCCACCCAACACAAUCACCUGGGAAGAGUACAUUUCUGCAGAAAAUGGAAAAGCUCCCCAUCUUGGCAGAGAACUUGUCUGCAAAGAGAAUAAGAAAACCUUUAAAGCAACUAUUGCUAUGAGUCAGGAUUUUCCUCUGGGAAUUGAAUCACUCUUGAAUGUUUUAGAAGUCAUUGCACCUUUCAAGCACUUUAAUAAACUUCGAGAAUUUGUGCAGAUGAAGCUUCCUCCUGGGUUUCCUGUAAAGCUUGAUAUCCCUGUUUUUCCAACAAUCACAGCCACUGUAACAUUUCAAGAGUUUCGCUAUGGAGAAUUUGAAGACGCCAUUUUUACGAUACCCGACGACUACAAGGAGGACCCAAGUCGUUUCCCCGAUUUAUAACUGCUUCGAACUGUUAAAUGCAAUGAUCGAAAAUGAAUGUUCAAUUAGUGUAAAGGAUCAUUUGGCGUACUGGUGUAAGGUCCUGCAUUUCACUCGGGAAAUGUGUAACGGUACAUCAGCCUCCCCCAAAGAUGAAAGGACUGACCCAGCUUGUUCCAGGAUGUCCUGUGCCCACAACUGCUGCAAAAUGGGCGUUUUGGCAAAUCAGUGGAACUGCUGCUGAGGAUUCAUGCCCUUCCCUUUGUAACCAUACCCACCCCCAUAUAGUGCAUUCCUCCUAGAAAACGCCAUGCAUCCAUGGACCACUGUUUAGUAGCGUAGGGCUUUGCAAGAAAUCAUUUACUCUGAUUCCACCUUUUAUUUUAGGGUGAAAUUUUAAAUCUUGUUAAGAAUGUUUUUUUUUUUUUUUAAAUUAUAAAUUAUACACUGUGUAACAUUUUGUAUAGAUCCUUGCUUGUUUGCUUAAAAUGUAUAAAAUAGAAAUAACCUUCUGUAGAUAAUGAACCAAAUACUGAAUUAAUAUAUGGUUGCCAACUCAACCUAUUGCAAUAGCUGUUAGAGAUUAAAUGAUCCAGGGACACUAUGAAUUCACAGAGCAGUGCAGAAUCAUGUAGUGCUCCUUUAACUUUUUUUUUUUUUUUUUUAAGGAAAUUUUUAUUUUAAGUAAAUGUUCUUCUUGUAUAUCUGUAUCUAUAAUAUUUCAGUUUAUUUGCUCUUUAAAAGCAAAAUCUCCCAUGCCUACUAUACGGUUUCAAUCUCUGGGAAACUUUUCUUAUUGGCAGGAGUGGGAAGUGCCUUUGCUCUGCUCCUGUGAGUAUAAAAUGAACAUAUGCCUGGGCACAUUGUCAGGUGGAAUGGGUGCAAAGCAGUUGCCACUGGGGAGCAACUUGCAGUAAUCCACUACAAGUACAGAUCAAUGAAUCUGAAAGUGUGCUUUGACCCUUAUUUCUUAAUUAGAUAUUAUUCACUGCAUCCCAUACAAAGAUUUGGAAGCAGUUUAUUUCUUAAAGAUAACAAACAGUGCAUUACCUCAGAGAUUCUGCAUUUUGAUGUUUAAAUGUGCCCUUUGUUUAUUAGCAUGCAUAUGAGGAGUCACUCGCUAUGGAAUGCAGUAAGCUCUUACCCCAUUUAUUGCUAUUACCAUUAGAUCAGGUGGGGACAGCUCCCCUGCUGCAUUACAGAGUACAUGCGACUCAAUUCACAUGAAUUAGCUGUGGACUGUGGGACGUAUGCCUUGCGUCGGGGGAAGCACGCAGCAUCACUUGUUAAACUAGAGGAGGUGCAGCAAUGUUUAGGGAUUCCCUUUAUUAAUAAUACAUAGAUACCUGCUGUUGCAAAUAAGGGCAUUUUCAUUGUCAACAUACAUACGGUGGAAAUGCUGCAGCCCACUUCACAUUGCAAUAGGCUAAUAAAUAAAACAAAUAGCUCUUAGUAGGCAAGAUGCAUGACUGAAGGCAGCGAUUGCGCCAUAUGUAUUAAAAAUUUAACUCCCUCAUUAUAGAAUGAAGACCUUGGUUCAUAAUUACUCCGUUUCCUCAUUCUCCAUCUGAACAGACGUCUGAUAUUCUGUAACCUCUCCUCAUUCUGUUUCUGCGUUUAAGUGUCUCUCCUGCCGGAUCUUCUGUGUUCAAGACUUAUUAACAUUUUGCAAGUGCACUGGGAUUUUGUACAUAAGUGAUAUACCUGGAAAUGGCACUUUUUUUAAAGAAUAGACUACAUUUUUCCAUGAUAUGUUUACCAAACACACUGCUUACCAGCAAUCGGUACACGUUGUAUAGCUCAUCACUCAGUACUGUCGUAUUCCUGUUCUGUGCUGGCAGGACCUGCAUUUGUUUUCUGUAAGUUCUGAGAUCUUACAGGGCUAAAAAAAAAAUAUAAAAGGACACAUGUAAUAUAUGUAAUUUUAUUAAAAGAUAUAUUCAUUUGUUACACAUAAUGCACCAUGGCUACAUAUAAACUGAUAUUCAGGAUGGGGAAUUCAGUCUGGUCUUCCAAAACACUGAUAUUUUUUUUUUCUUAAAGGGAAUAUGGUUCCCCCUGCAUUUAAGAGCGUAUUGUUUCCGAUCACAAUUGUUGUAUAGGUAUUUUUACUGGACGUUGUAGACUCGAUCAUUUUGUAACUAGUAAACAGCCGUUAAGACAAUGUUUUUGCUGAAACCAUGCCCAGUACUAAUUUAAUGAAGGUCUCCUUGUUUUAAUCUUAUGCUUCGAAUGUUUUAUUUCUGCAGCUGUGUUCAAUCUGUGUGAUUAAACUUUGUUUCAGUAUUUUUGUAAAGAAA